Durio zibethinus is the source of this 1119-nucleotide messenger RNA. The record is from RefSeq and is a predicted model, not a curated record. NCBI's taxonomy places the organism in Eukaryota, Viridiplantae, Streptophyta, Magnoliopsida, Malvales, Malvaceae.
AUGGAUCAAGACAAUGACCAAGAGAAUAAAUCUGAUGCAUCAGCAGAUGUUCCGCUGAAACGCAGACGUGGGAAUACCCGUAUCCGACCUGGAUUUGAAGGGGUGAACGGAAAUCAACCCCGUCAAGCAAAUUCAAUCAAUGAUGCAAAUGAUAUAAUGGUGGGUCAUUCUGUUUAUAGUAUUAUUGAGGCAGCAUUUGUUGCAGGAUAUUUGCUCACUGUUAGCGUUGGUAACUCUGACACCACUUUAAGGGGUGUGGUUUUCAAGCCUGGCCAUUUUGUUCUUGUUUCAGCUGAGAAUGAUGUGGCACCAAAUGUUCAAAUGAUCAGAAGAAAUGAGAUUUCCUUCCCAAGGGAGAGGAAUGAGCAGCAUGUCAAUUCUCAUAGAAAUGGAUCUGCUCAUUCAUUCAAUGAACCGGUUGUUGUCAACCAGGUGCCUCCAGCCUGGUUUUCAAACCUUGAAGGCUCAAAAAGCAAACAUGUGCAGUCGGUGUCAACACAAUCUGCUUCUCCACUAAUGACCAGAGGCAUUGUGGUGCCCGUUGUGCUCCAAACUGCUAAUUUAUCAAACCGCGAAUCAGUUUCCAACCAACCAUCUCUGGUUGCAAGCCGACCAGCUCAUUUGGUGGCCUCUAAAGGCAAACAAGUGUCUGAAGCUGCUGAUACAUCAAAUGAGGGAAAACCCACCAACCAGAUGCCAACAGUUAGAAAUCAAAUAUUUCCUACUCAAUCUCUAAGUAGUAACCACAGCAUGCCAAAAGGCAUACAAAGUGAAACUGUUUCAUAUAAUCAACCCGCAACAGAGUUUUUUCUGGAGACAGAAGCCAUGUCAAUGACUGGCAUGCCUUUUGAAAAACUAUUAACUGUAGUCAUGAAAAGAACUCAAGUACCCCCACAACCAUCGGAGGCUCAAGGUGGUAAUUUGUUGGUCAAAGAUUCUGGACACAACCUGGAAGAUGAUCAGCCACUCUCUAUUGAACCAAUGCAAGCUGUACAGCCUGCUCAUUCUUCUUCUGUGCUCAAACAUUUGGAAAAUUUUCGAACUGAAAAGAUGACUGAGCUGCUGAAGGCUGUUCGGAAAACAAGAGGGAAACUCAAGCAUCUCGCACUGAAGAGCUAG